Messenger RNA from Halichondria panicea, 2059 nucleotides. Its product is annotated as cyclic nucleotide-gated channel rod photoreceptor subunit alpha-like. NCBI's taxonomy places the organism in Eukaryota, Metazoa, Porifera, Demospongiae, Suberitida, Halichondriidae. Gene Ontology annotation, cellular component: plasma membrane; intracellular cyclic nucleotide activated cation channel complex. The transcript has a single exon. Gene Ontology annotation, biological process: monoatomic cation transmembrane transport; potassium ion transport. The record is from RefSeq and is a predicted model, not a curated record. Gene Ontology annotation, molecular function: voltage-gated potassium channel activity; protein-containing complex binding; intracellularly cGMP-activated cation channel activity. The coding region runs from base 78 to 2021 and encodes 647 amino acids.
UGCUGCAUAAAAAAGUUUGGAGCCAAACAAAACAGAACAUCAAGUUACUAGUACAGUUAACAACUGAAUUAAAAAAGAUGGACAAUACUACGUGCAUGAUGCCACCUUCUGUGAGCAGUCCAGUGAACAGCAGCCCUCCAGGGGAUGCUCCAGGGCCACAAAGUUCUAGCUCUGUGCACAGAAGAAAGUUCAGUGCUAGUAAGUCCAAGCAAAGGGAAGAAUUUUUUACAAAAUACAGCCCUCUGAGCUCCAAAGAUCUAUUCAGCAAGUCUCAUCAAAACCACCAAAAACCAUCGAGAUCUAGAUCUAAUCCUGCAUUUUUCCUUGAUCCAACUGGUACCAAGACCUACAACUGGUUGCUGGUUGUAGGGGUGGCAGUAGUCUAUUUCACUUGGUCUAUAAUAGCAAGAAUUUCCUUUCCUGGUGUUGAAAAAAUUUGGUAUGUUUGGUGGUUGCUAGACUUUCUUUGUGGCAUCAUCUAUGUGACUGAUGUAAUGAUUCAGAGCCGAACAAGCUAUUUGAAAGACGGCAUUCUGGAAGAUGAUACUGAUAACAUGAUGAACCGCUACACUCAAAGCUGGCAGUUCUAUAUUGAUGUAAUCUCAGCUAUUCCAAUGGACUGGAUUUACAUACUAAUGAAAUUGUCUUGUCCACCUCUGUACUUGCAUUUACCCAAACUGUUAAAACUCUACAGGCUGAAAAGUGUUUUUGAUCGUACUGAGAGCCGCUCUCACUUUCCAAAUGUUUCACGUGUUGUGUUCCUCCUACACAACAUGGUUGCAAUCAUUCAUUGGAAUGCAUGCAUCUACUAUAGCCUCAGUCAAUGGAUAGGCUUUGGAUCUGACAGCUGGGUUUAUCCAGCCUGGAACACAACAGAAUCUGCCCACUGGGGUGAGGUCUCUCGGCAGUACAUCUAUUCUCUGUACUGGUCUACUCUCACUCUGACCACUAUUGGAGACCUACCCCACCCUCAAACAAAUGUAGAGUACAUAUUUGUCAUAUUCGACUAUUUAAUCGGAAUCCUAAUGUUUGCUACACUUGUGGGGAAUGUAGGAAAUAUCAUUGCAAACACACAGAAAAACAAAGCAAAAUUCCAGACCAAAAUGGACAAUAUUAAAGUCUACAUGAAAAAGACGAGUGUGCCUGAACAUUUGCGAGAAAAAGUGAUUAAAUGGUUUGACUAUCUUUGGACACACGGCCACCCAGUAGAUGAUCAGCAUGUCCUAAAUACCCUUCCAGAUAAGCUUAAAGCAGAAAUAGGUAUUUAUGUCCACUUCGAAACUCUUAAAAAGGUCGAUUUCUUCUCAGUGUGUGAACCAGGGUUACUCUGGGAGUUAGUUGUCAGAUUGAGGACCCAAGUCUAUUCUCCUGGGGAAUAUGUUUGUAGGAAGGGAGAUGUGGGAAGAGAGAUGUACAUUGUUAAUAUCGGGAAGCUCGAGGUGAUGGCACAGGAAGAUGGAUUGGUGCUGAAAGAGAUGAUACAUGGAGAAUACUUUGGUGAAAUAAGCGUAUUAAACCUCGGUACAGGCAAGAGCCAUCGUCGAAGAACAGCGUUUGUUCGUUCAGUUGGAUUUUCCACUCUUCUUUGCCUCUCGCAGAGCGACUUACUGGAUGUACUCAAGGACUACCCCGAAACAAUGGAGACACUAAUCGCUAAAGGUAUGAAGAGAUUGAGUCAAGAUGUCUCAAUCAAAGAAAACUCGUACCAUGAUAAUGACGAUGAAAUCAAAGCUGAAGGAAGCUCAUUAGAUUUAUUACCCGAACGAAGGUUUUCAACUUCUUCAACCACUAGUAAUAUAAGUGAUUACUCUACAACAUUGCAAGCACAAACAGUUUCAGAUAGAGUAAGUCAUUUACACACCCGAAUGAAUCAUAUAGAAGAACUACUCACUCAAGUACUACAAGAAGUUAAAGCAUCACACAAUUACAAAGUACCCAAUAGUGAUGAACCACCUCCCACAGCAUCCUCCAAACUGUACAGCAUCACAGAGAGAAUACGAAAACUUUCAUCUCAAUUUUAAUUUAUUGUUAUUGAUGUGGGUGAAAUUAUUAAUAACCA